Messenger RNA from Penicillium bovifimosum, 2367 nucleotides. Its product is annotated as WD40 repeat domain-containing protein. The transcript is spliced from 8 exons. NCBI's taxonomy places the organism in Eukaryota, Fungi, Ascomycota, Eurotiomycetes, Eurotiales, Aspergillaceae. Gene Ontology annotation, molecular function: protein binding; chromatin binding. The record is from RefSeq and is a predicted model, not a curated record. Gene Ontology annotation, cellular component: nuclear replication fork. Bases 1 to 2367 code for a protein of 788 amino acids. Gene Ontology annotation, biological process: DNA repair; mitotic cell cycle; DNA-templated DNA replication.
AUGAGUUUCGAUCCUUCUCGGCCACGGGGACGGCCAGCCCACACACCUGGCACAACUAUUCUAGCACACACGCCCGACGGACGACGGAUCAUCACCGGUGGUUCCAACUCGGCCAUUCGUAUCUACACGGUCGGCGAAGAUGGGGAGCCCAAGACGGUUGACGAAGGUAUCGACGCGCAUUUCGGAAUUGCUGCCACGGAGUUGCUUGUACGAUGCGCUUUGCCGGUCAGAGAUAUUGCACUGACAAGAGACGGGGAAUGGGUUGCAGUGGCAAGCGAUGAGCUCACGGUCAAGAUUGUCAAAGUCGGCGACAUGACGCAAGUCAAGUAUCUGCGCGAACAGUCCAAAGGAGCAAAGCAUGUCACAUUUGAUCCCAGUGGCCGGUAUGCGACAGUAUCCGGGACGGAUGGAAUCCUCUAUGUCUACACCAUGCACGAGGAAGAGCCGCAGCUAGUCCGCAAACUCGACGGCGUUAUCCGACGACUAGAGCCAGAGGCUGAGGCCACAUCGAAAGCAGUGUGGCAUCCUGAUGGUACUGCAUUUGCUUCCGCGGAUGCGACUAGGGAUAUCUCUAUCUACUCGACCUCGGAGUGGAAGAAAGAAAAGACCUUUGCUCGCGGUCAUACCGGCGAUAUCACAGCCUUGAGCUGGGCCCCGAACGGAUCCCUUCUGGCGUCUGCGGCGGAGGAUGGAUAUAUCGUGCUCUGGGAAGCAAAGACACAGAACACUCUGCAACGUUAUAAUUUUGCAAAUGUCGUGAACCUGUCCUGGCACCCGACCAAGAACUCGCUUUCAUUCACAACUUCAGAUGGAGAGCUUUUCAUCUAUGAUAACUUUGUGCCGAAGGAGCACGAAUCCUUGCUACAGAAGCCGCUCCAGGCUGCUCCUAUACUGCCGGGACCACUGGGCGAAAUAUCCAACAAUAUUGCACAGACGACAUUGGCCGACCGGUCCAAGGAGGCCAUCCAGCGGGCAGCAAGGAGAGGCAGUCCAGCAGACUCGCUGGAUGAUAUCCUUGGCGGGGACGACGAUGAUGUGAUGGACUUUGUCGAGGAUGAUGAUGGGGCUGGCUAUGCCGAUGAGCUCAAUCUCUAUGGCAAGCGGUCAAAUGAUCAUCUCGACGACCUUGACAUUCCCGACACUAAGCGUCUGAACUUGACUGGAGCUGUGUGGACGGUGGACCAGGAGACACAUCACACCGUUACUGUGGAGUUUUACGACAGAGAAACUCAUCGAGAUUUCCACUUUACAGAUCCCUAUAAGUACGAUAAAGCCUGUCUGAAUGACAAUGGAACACUCUUCGCCAAUAACCCUUUGGAUGGCAGCCCGGCAACCAUCUUCUACCGGCCGCAUGAGACGUGGACUGCACGAGCCGACUGGCGGACUCAAUUGCCUGUGGGAGAACGGGUUCAAGCUCUGGCACUGAGCGAUUCAUACAUCGUCGCAGUGACAUCAAAGGACUAUGUCCGAGUAUACACUCUCUUUGGGACUCCCUACAAGGUGUAUCGGCAGAAGAGCCGAGCUGUGACUUGCGCAGCCUGGCGUGACUACAUUAUGAGUAUCGGAAACGGGCCCGUCGGACCUGAUGGCUUCCAAACGACGUUACGAUAUACGGUGGAGAACGUCAAGCGCGACGAAAUCUGCCAGAACGAAGACACCGUUGCCCUUCCGGAAGGGGCUUCCUUGCAGAGUAUUUUCUUUUCAGACAAUGGGGACCCUUGUAUCUAUGACUCUACCGGCGUUCUACUAGUACUACAACAUUGGCGUACACCAGGCCAAGCACGAUGGGUCCCUCUCCUGGACACUAAGCAGAUGGCCCGUCUCGCAGGAGGACGAAAGGAAGAAACAUACUGGCCUGUGGCUGUGGCACAAGACAAGUUCCACUGUAUCAUUCUCAAGGGUGGUGAUAAGCACCCUUACUUCCCGCGUCCACUGCUCAGUGAAUUCGAGUUCCAGGUACCGAUUGCCAGUGGCUCUCCGAAGGAUCCUACCGAAUCUGAAGAGACUGCAACAGAAGGUGCCCGGUUUGAGGAAUCAUUUGUCCGUGGAAACGUACUCUUGUCGCUCUUCCGCGACCUCCUCUCCGCGACCAAUGCCACAGCCGCCCAGCGGACUGAUUUGGCGCGGAGGGAGCUCGACUUGGAUAAGAACUUGCUGCAAAUGCUGGCCAUUGAAUGCAGAGAGGGUGAGGAUCGUGGUAUGAAGGCGCUGGAGCUGGUGGCCUUGAUGACAGACCGCAAUGGCAAGAUGCUCGAGGCAGCUGCUAAGAUUGCACAGCGAUAUGGGCGCGGUGUUCUGGAGGACAAGAUCCGUGAUCUAGCAGAGCGACGUGUGAUGGGAAUGGGUGACGAUGAUGAAUUGGCUUGA